This is a messenger RNA of Hyla sarda, 994 nucleotides long. RefSeq names its product LKAAEAR motif containing 1 (gene LKAAEAR1). Bases 188 to 685 code for a protein of 165 amino acids. The record is from RefSeq and is a predicted model, not a curated record. The transcript is spliced from 4 exons. NCBI's taxonomy places the organism in Eukaryota, Metazoa, Chordata, Amphibia, Anura, Hylidae.
CAUUAGAGUCUAUAGGCUGUGAUUGGGGGAUGGCAGAGAUCUUUUCCUGCAUUAGAGAUCGUGUUCUGCCCCACAGAGAUAGAAGAGGUUACGUUCUGCAGUACAGGUCCAGAAGACAUGGUGUGCUGGCAUAGAUUAGACAUGACCACAUUCAGGUAUAUGAUAUUGAUAGAAGACCUUAUACCUCAUGAUGGCUUCAGGAAAUAACAAGCCUGGUGUUCUAGGCAAGAAGGCUAUUGGUCCUGGAGAAAUCAAGAAGAUGGAUCCAAUACAGAGGGCAAGACACAUGGCUUAUGAACAACCCAGCAAAUCAAUAGCAGCGUCCCUGGCCGUGACUCAGACCCGACUGAAGGAGCAUGCUCUCAAGUCCAUCUCAGCAUCCAAACAGCGGGUCCUGGACCCACAACAAGAAAUGCAGAAUAAGGUGGUUGGGCAGCUAAAAGCCGCAGAAGCUCACAACCGUAUACGUCUGAUGAGAAUUCGUUUUCAGCACAUGAGGGCCCAGGAAUUAAACAAUCUGAUCUCCUGCCAACCGACUGCCCGUGAUGCCAUCAGACUGGAAGUGUUCUUGCCACCCCGACCACAUACAGACAAGUCCUGUGAUCCUUUACGUUGGCAACAGAGAGAACGAGUAGAAAGCCUCCUGGAGGAUGAUCGAGGACUGAUGACUAACCGCAUCCCCUGAGAGACCUGGUCGGAGCUAGCCCUCAUUAUAUGUAACUCAAGCAGUGUUAUCUAGAUAUAUUCCACCAUAGUCUGUUACCAACUAUACAUCCUGAACCAGCUCCGUAUUAAAGUCACGUUGUGAGUCGUUCUUACCCUGGCAAAUAAGAAAAUCCAUUUAUAGGAAUCAUGCAUGUCUACAUAGCCGUUACUGUUACCAAUAUGCAUCGUGUAUCUCUGGGCUUGAGCGCCACCUACUGCUUCACUUUCUAAUCACAAUUCCUGUCUGAGUUUGUUCCUUCACUGACUGGAUCUCAGUUCCUCCAGACAG